Messenger RNA from Verruconis gallopava, 699 nucleotides. RefSeq lists its product as uncharacterized. The record is from RefSeq and is a predicted model, not a curated record. Bases 1 to 699 code for a protein of 232 amino acids. NCBI's taxonomy places the organism in Eukaryota, Fungi, Ascomycota, Dothideomycetes, Venturiales, Sympoventuriaceae. The transcript is spliced from 4 exons.
AUGGUACUCUCAGAGAUCGUUCGAUUUGUGCUGCCCCGAUCGCAGAGCGCGAGAAGCAGCUUUCACGACCUUCGUGCCAAACUCGACCAUGCUGGCGUAGUAAAGAACCAGUAUUUCGGAUACGUCCUUCAGAAAGAAGGGUAUCCAGUGCCAAAGCAAGAAAAUCUCAUGUGCUGGUACAUUGAAUGGCCCGAUCGAAAUCGUCGAGAAUGGAGCCCGGAAAUGACAAAGUCUCUGUCCAGUUUAGCUGGUGGCACACCGAAUACAUCUCUAUGCGAAUUUGUAGAGACCAAAGCCGGUGGGAUCCGUGAAGCCCUAGAAUCCAACGUCUGUCAAUUUGCAGUAAUAAAACUGGGCCCUUCGGCCCCCCGAAGUAGUCCAAAUCUGGAACGAUCGAUGCACAAGACCUUUACGGACUGCUAUCUAGCUGAAGGUUUUGUCAACGGUGGCUGGGGAUAUGUUUGUACUACCAACGAUGCAGAUGGCACCCCGUUGAGAGAAGAAGCCGAGAUCCUGGAGGAGAAAGAUCGACACUUAGCGUUCUAUGUUCUGGGCUGGGAUAGUUUAGAGUCGCAUCACGCUUAUUCUAGGACACAAUUGUACGACGAAGAAAUAGAUAAACUAAGUCCAUAUUUCGCACAGGGAACUGGAGCUUGGUAUGUGACCUUGCGUAGGCACGAACCAAAUCCUGUUUCUUAA